Molecule: messenger RNA, 666 nt
Organism: Aureobasidium uvarum
Lineage: Eukaryota; Fungi; Ascomycota; Dothideomycetes; Dothideales; Saccotheciaceae
Source: the annotation of a GenBank genome assembly
AUGCAGCUGCAGAUCCACAGCCUCGUGUUCAGCCACGAAGCGGAGACGACUCAAAACAUAAGCUCUCCCAACUCAAGGAUACCUCGAACUUACUCUGAACUCAUUUUGAACAGAUAUGCUUCCAUGGCUGAUCCAUUUACCAUCGCCGUCUCAGUAGGCGGUCUGACCAGUCUGGGCAUACAACUUCUCCAAGGCCUGAACCAAUAUGUUGGUUCGGCAAUCGACUCGAAAGGACGCAUCAAGGCCAUCUCGAUUGAUAUCGACCUGACUGUGGAGGUUUUCAAAUCUCUCGAGACUACCAUCCAAGAUGACACGAACAGAGCUAUGAUGAACGACACGGCCGAGAGACUGAUUCGAGAAGCCAUCAUUCAGUGUCAGGACAUCUUCACAAAGAUACAAAGCACCCUCCCCGACCUUAACGCAACGGGACUUAGAAAGAGAGACUUCGUCGCUUGGCCUUUCGUCGAGCCAAAGUUGGAGCUUCUAAGGGGCAAUCUGGAAAAGGUCAAGACGACGCUGCAGCUUCUGAUGCAUGUCAUCAUUCUGGCAGCCAUGUCAAAGAGGUCUUUCAUCUUGUUGUCGAAGUUGUUUCUGGCGAAUCUGCUAAUCAAUAUCUCUCAGACAUGCCCAACAAACUUCCAUAGACCAACAACGAUUUCAGAUUGA